UGGACUCGUACCUACUAGUGACUACCUUAGUGCAUGACUCACACUAAAGCUAAGCUUGACACUAGGGAGUGCUGCUGACAGAAUAUGUCAAUGGUCAGGAGGACACUAUGCUUCUAGGGCCGAGGCAUACACUCUUUGAAACUAUCUAGUUGGUGAACUAGAAAAGAACAACCAAUGCCGUUAUUACGUGACCGCUCCCGACUCCGAGUCCACAACGACCGCCAACAUGCCUCCCAGAGGGCCCAGACCAGUCCUCUCAUCCAUCACUCUCAUCUCAUCCCCAUACCACGUCGGUCUCCGGGCCAGCCCAAUCCACCGCAGCCGCAUUAGCGAGGGACCCGACUAUAUCAAAUCCGCCGGGCUCGUCUCCCUGCUGCAGACCUACCACGUCCCCGUCCACCAGAUCGACAUCCCGCCCGUGGCCGACGACUUCGAAGGCGAGAUCGGCCGCACAUUUGAGCUGCUGCGCCGCGUCUCGGGCGCCGUCACCCACGCGCGCAACCAGUCUUCCUUUCCCAUCGUCCUCGCAGGAAAUUGCUGCACCAGCGUGGGCGUCGCGGCCGGCCUGUGGGGGUCGAGCGACCUGAGAGGUACCGCCGCCGACGACGACGAUGACGGCGACGCGCUGGGCUGCGUCUGGUUCGACGCCCACGACGACUACAACGUCCCCGACACCGUGGUGAGCGGGUACUUUGACAGUCAGGGCAUCGCCAUGAUGGCGGGCGAGUGCUGGAAGGCGCUGCUGGACACCGUGCCCGGGUUUCGUCCCACCCGCUUGCGGAGGGUGAUACACUGCGGCAUGCGCGACGUGAAUGACCUGGAGCGCAGUCGCGUGGAAGCGGCCGAUAUGGCUGUCGUCUGGGGGGAUGCAGCGCGGAAGGUGGAUUUCGAGGCUGGUCUACGCCACGAGCUGCAUCGCGUGUUUGGGAGCGACUCUGAGGCUGCAACGUUGAUUCACCUCGACGUGGAUUCGCUCGACUGCUCGCUGGGGAAAGCAAACCAGUUUGCCUGCUCCGGUGGCCUGCUGGAAGAAGAGCUGCUGGGUUGUAUGGCGGCAAUUACAGAACGGACAAAGCCGUUGGCCUUCACUAUCGCUUCGUUCGAUCCGCUGUGCGACACAGAUGACUCCGCUCAAAGGCUCGCGGCGGCUGUUAUCCAAGCUGUCGGGAAGGUACUGAGCGGUUUGCGAAGUGCAGGUGUGCUCGCGACUCACUAGUGUCGUACCGGUUUUGGCCAACGAGAGCAUGGGAGAAAUAUGUCUGGAUGUGGUAUGGGAGGAGGGACCAUGGGUGAACCAAUAGUCACGGUGUUAGCGGUAAUCGGGCAUGUCUAUCGAUUUCUCUUUCACUGAGAGACAGGACACUAGUAAACGGCGAGAGUCUAAAUACACUUGGUAACACUCACUCAUCUUUAGCUUACA
Messenger RNA from Chaetomium strumarium, 1420 nucleotides. RefSeq lists its product as uncharacterized. The transcript has a single exon. The record is from RefSeq and is a predicted model, not a curated record. Gene Ontology annotation, molecular function: manganese ion binding; arginase activity. The coding region runs from base 227 to 1216 and encodes 329 amino acids. NCBI's taxonomy places the organism in Eukaryota, Fungi, Ascomycota, Sordariomycetes, Sordariales, Chaetomiaceae. Gene Ontology annotation, cellular component: cytosol; cytoplasm; nucleus.